CGUCGAGAUUCUUGGGGAGCGAUGGCCAUGGGUGUGCUUCAAUGACAGUUAUGUGAGUGAGUUCGCUUUUCCGCCUUCUCCCGACACCGAGCUGCACCAGCAGCAGGCGCAGGAAGGCAGCAGCAGCAGCAGCAGCCGCCUGGAAGAUCUGCUGCCGCAGCAGCAGCAGCAGCGCACACUUUUCCCAUGUUCGAUAGCUUCGCCACACCACCACUAUCAGCAGGAGGGCUGUAGCUACUUGCUGAGUCGAACAGUCCAUAGCGUUACAUAUAUCCGGGGAGAUCUUACGGCAACCCCUGAAGAUCCUCCGUUGCCACCAGCGCUCGAAUCUUUUGUCACUUCUGAGAAUGAGCGACUCUUUAGUCGCCUAAGGGAGCAGGAGGAACGCAUGCAGCUGCUGACCAGCUUUGUGCUGCAGCAGCAAGCCUUUUUGUCUCACUUGCUGCGGCAGCAGUUGCCAGCUGCCUUGCGGCAGUUGGAGCUCCUGCGACAGCAACUGGAGGCGCAGCAUGCCUUUGCGGCAGCUGCUGCAGGCGACACAGAGAGGAGGGAUAGUGCUGCAGCAGACAUGGCGGAAAAAGCUCAGCUGUUGCCGAUUAUGCAGCAGCUUGCGUUCGUUCCGAGGAGCUGGUGGGCAGCCUUCAUUCGCGGCACGGACUAUCCCUGCGUGUCUGUGUUGUUGCCUCAACACGCGAGGCCUCUACGAGACAGCAGUAACACGAAUUCGUAUGUGCAAAACUUCACGGAUAAGGGAGCUAGAGCUGCUGCAGCCGUGGCUGUGCACGCUGUGUCGGCGGAGUCUCCUCAGCAAGGGCAGCAGCAGGAGCAGGCAGCACUCUCGAGCGACAGCAUGCAGGCGGAUUUCGCAGACUCAGACCAUCAACAGCCGCUGCUGCCGCAUCAAAAGAAAGGUUUAAAGAGAGGCAGCUCUACCUGGACGGCCUCUGUCUGUCCGGAGGUUCUCGAGGAGGCAGGCAUCGUUGAUUACAGCAGCAUCUUAUGCCCCCACUAUAUUCGCCACUUGCAGGAACAGCGCCGGCAUGGAAAGCGUCCUGUGUUUUGGAGUGCUUCUUCCAGCAGCAGCGGUGCAGAUGCGAAUACCAACAUGAGCAGCAGCAGCACGACCAGCCGAUUUGACAGCAACGCAGACGUGGGCCGCCCCUAUGGAAUCGAUCCUCUAGCGGUUUGGGCAGGAGAAGCGAAGAUAGUGCCACUGUCGAUUCUACAGUCCGUUUUCGCGGCUGUAGGACUGCGCGCCUCCAUAGAAACGCCGCUGCUGCAGCAUGCCGUCUGUCGUCGAUGUGCUGCAGCUCUGAGAGGUCUUGCAGAUCUCUCCGUUCUGCAACACCAAGAGGUCGAUAGGCUGCUCUCGGCUGCAAAAAAGCAGACCGCCCUUGCAACUCCCCAGACAGGCUCACCCCCAGCCACUCAAUCGCCCGAAGAAGAACAGCCCCCCAAAGAGGCUUCAGCGCCCACUAAGGGGGGAAACGCAGCAGCAGCAGCAGCAGCAGCAGCAGUAACGAGCUUCUUUCCCAUGCCGAAUCCGACGUCAGUGGAGCAGCAGCAGCAGUCCCCACACGAGCAAGAAGACGGCAGUGCCUUCGUUUUCGUUUCUCGACGCGUGCUGCAACACAUGCUCGGACGGCAUGGAGUCUAUUUGAGCAGCUGCAGCACAGCAGCACGAGAACGGCUGCGAGGUCGCCCUUUAAUGACACUGCUUGCCGCUGCUGCUACGCAGCAGCAGCGAGGAAGUCGCAGUGGGAAGUCAAAAAGCCGCAGAGUUUGCGGAGAUGUCACAUUCAUAUGGGCAGCAUACGAAGACAUCCGCAAGGAAGUAGCUGCAAACAGAGUAUGGCCCCUCGAUGAGGAGACACCCUCUCCCCCCUCGCUUUGUGCAGUGGCUGUGGCAGCUGCUCUUCCCCCCACAGGCGCAGUAAAUCGAGGCGUAGCGGCUAGGGGAAAACACAGAGCAAUACGAGAGGCAACAGGUGUUGCAGCAGAAGCACCAGGCCGCUCAAGGUCUAACGACUCCCCCGCUGCUGCGCAUGACGAUUUCACACUAGACUUGUCAGCAGAGCUGCUGUGCUGUCACGGCAACUUGAUACCCCUCCCAUUGCAACAUUGCAAGCAAAAACUCUCACCCCGCCUCCUCGUUCCCGCAGCUGCCUUGCUGCAGUAUCUGUCCCUAGAUGCAGCGAAGCGACCCCUUCUCAUAGAACUCGGCGUGCAGCAACCCUUGGCGAUUUCUGCCUCUUGUCUUGUGCCGCAAAGCGCCUUCCAGUGUACUAUUUGCUUCUCCGAGCAGCAGCAGCAGCAGCAGCAGCGACAAAGAUGGCGACAUCGCAUGCGGGAGGAAGAAAAAGCCCUUGGCGCAAUCCUCGGCAGUCGCUGGGUAGUCAAGCGGGAACCCCCUCAGGGCACGAGCAAGAUGCAUGCAGCCCUACCAAGGGGAGGCUUGUAUCAGCUCGUCCCUGCAGCGUGGCGUUCUCAGUGGCAGCAGUUUGUUGCGUCUGCUGACGAGGCUACGGGAAGCUGCCUGCGUCCUACAGCCCUCGACGUCUCUUCACUGAUCUGCGAUUGCCCUGUGCCAGGCUUGAAGGUUGAUCCUACAGACUCUGUGUUUUCGCCGGUGUUUGCGUCUUGUCCUCCGCCUUCCGAGUCUGCGGUGUAUACGGUAGUCCACGAGGCUCAGUUCAAGCUGCUGGCGGCUCACGGCUACGCUGAUUUCGGUGAAGGAAGCGCCGCAAGAGCAACUGUUGAGGUGUUGCUGACGCCAGUUGGAGUUCGCACAUUUGCAUCUGUCUUCUGCUUUCCGAAACUUAAGCCGUGCUCGUCUUGCGUUCAGCGGCAUCGCAUGCAGCCUCAAGGUCUCUAUGACUUUCCUUCCGUCGAUCUGCCGAUACACCUCGCGUCCAAUUGCCAGCGUGCUGCCACCUCUGCUUUAGCACCCCCACAGCAGCAGCAGCAAGAGCAGCAGCAGCAGCAGCAGCCGCCACCGCAAUCGCAAAAAGGCGUCAUCAGAAGCCGCUCGGUACAAGCCUCACGGCUCUUUUCUCGCAGAAUGAUGAUCGAGGUGUCCGGAGCGACUCCAGUCGACUGCGCUGUUGCUGCAGUCGUUGCAGCAGUCAGCGAUGCCUCCGAGCCAGUGCGUCGGUUGCGUGUUGCUCUGCGCGUACCUGAGACGACGGUGCUGUUAUCCGAGCCUGAGGCUGCUGCUGGUAGUGAUGGUGGUUCUGCAGAGUCGGGAACGACGGGGGAGCUCGGUGGCAAAGACAGCAGGCUUGUCCCCUUCGCUGCAGUCCAUGCUGCAACAAGGGGAGCCUGCUACGUAGAGCUGUCAAGCCUUGCGGCUGCUGGAGAGGGGAGCAGCCUCCGAAUGCGCGAACUAGGGGUUCGCGUGGAUGCGGACUGCUGCUUGCAUUACACCCUCGAUGGAAGCGAACCUAUGCCUUCCAAAGAGCUACAGCAGCAGCACCAGCAACAGCAGCAACAGCAACAGCAGCACCAGCAGCAGGAUCUCCAUGACGUCGUUGCCGUUCUGUCAUCCGUUUCCACAAACGCAAGUAAUUGCAGCAGCGAUAGCAAGGAAAGCAGCUGUAGUCCUAGCACGAGCAGCAGCUGCCACAAUGCGGGUGGUCUUGGCGGCAACAAAUGCAGCAGCAGUUGCUUCUCCUCUUGUUCUUCCCCCGGCUUGGACGCAACGGCAAGGCAAGACGGCCUUCCAGAAACAGACAGUUCUGCAUCCCCUCUGGUAGUCGUACGCAGCAAUGCAUUUGCCCCUGCUGCGUGGGCAGCACAUGCAAAAGCUCCUUCGAGGGGGCUCGACACAGGUUCUAUCCACAGAGCAAAGACGCGGGAUUUCUUUUUGCGCCAUGCAGUUGCACUUGCCCUCUUUCCCACAUCUAAAUGCCUUUGA
Cyclospora cayetanensis is the source of this 3916-nucleotide messenger RNA. RefSeq lists its product as uncharacterized. Gene Ontology annotation, biological process: regulation of transcription by RNA polymerase II. Gene Ontology annotation, cellular component: nucleus; SWI/SNF complex. The record is from RefSeq and is a predicted model, not a curated record. The transcript is spliced from 14 exons. Gene Ontology annotation, molecular function: transcription coregulator activity. The annotation marks the transcript as partial. Lineage: Eukaryota; Apicomplexa; Conoidasida; Eucoccidiorida; Eimeriidae.